AGUAUGUUCCUGUUGGUUGAAUAAUACCUGCCCCCUUUCUUCUCUCCCAUUUUCCAAGCUCAGAGAAGCAGAAUGGACUCCUGACUUUGGCCCUGCAAACUUUGUUCCCAGAUGGGGAGCAACAGUAACAGGUGCUCGAAAAUUCCUCAUAGCGUACAACGUCAAUCUGCUGUGCACGAAGGAGCUGGCGCACCGGAUAGCCCUGAACAUCCGGGAACAGGGCCGUGGGAAGGACCAGCCUGGGCGACUGAAGCAGGUGCAAGGCAUGGGCUGGUACUUGGAGGAGGAGAACAUUGCUCAGGUCUCCACCAACCUGUUGGAUUUUGAAACCACCCCCCUCCACGCGGUCUAUGAAGAGGUCUGCAGGGACGCUCGGGAUCUCAACCUCCCUGUGGUAGGAUCUCAGCUUGUGGGCCUAGUCCCCAAAAAGGCCAUACUGGAUGCAGCAGAAUUUUAUAUAAACCAAAAAAAUCUCUUCAUUCUUGAGGAAGAUCACAAAAUCAGACUGGUAAUUUGACUCAACUUUCUGUACGUUCUGUCACUCCCAUUUGAUCCGGAGGGGAGGGGAGCUGUGGAGAUGGUGCAGGAUGGGAACGAGAGUGGCUGCCUGGUCUCUCUGCCUCUUCGCACCUUGGUGCAGAAAGUCGGGUCCCGCUCCGCGGCUCCCGGGGGAGGAUCCGUCUCGGCCGCAAUGUCCUCUCUGGGUGCGGCGCUGGGCUGCAUGGUGGGACUGAUGACCUAUGGAAAGCGUCAGUUUGAAGAACUGGACCCAAUUAUGAGGCAGUUAAUACCUCCCUUUCAUCGGGCCAUGAAUGAGCUGGUGGCCAUGGUGGAUGAAGACUCCAUGGCUUUCAGCAGCUACAUGGAGGCUAUGAAACUUCCCAAGAGCACACCUGAGGAGAAAGAAAGGCGCACAGCAGCCAUGCAACUGGGCCUGAAAAAGGCGGUUGGCGUCCCUUUCUCACUGGCAGAAAAAGUUAAUUCCUUAUGGCCUUCCCUAAAAGAGAUGGCUCGUCACGGAAACUUAGCCUGCAAAUCAGACAUCCAG
This is a messenger RNA of Gekko japonicus, 1048 nucleotides long. RefSeq names its product formimidoyltransferase cyclodeaminase (gene FTCD). NCBI's taxonomy places the organism in Eukaryota, Metazoa, Chordata, Lepidosauria, Squamata, Gekkonidae. The transcript has 8 exons. The record is from RefSeq and is a predicted model, not a curated record. Gene Ontology annotation, molecular function: folic acid binding; transferase activity. The annotation marks the transcript as partial.